Molecule: messenger RNA, 2070 nt
Organism: Klebsormidium nitens
Lineage: Eukaryota; Viridiplantae; Streptophyta; Klebsormidiophyceae; Klebsormidiales; Klebsormidiaceae
Source: the annotation of a GenBank genome assembly
CUUACUAUUAUUCUUCUUGAGUUUCAUGCUCCCUGGGCCUGGGCCUCAGCCUGCUCAGGCUGGCCAGCCUUUGCCCCGUUCUGGCUCGUUGCCUGUGGCCAAUUGCAAACAUCGGAUGCCUCAGGCUUUAGUGGAAGGGGCAUAGAUCAUUAGAUAAAGUAAUCCAGUUUCAGCAUUGAGGAGGCUUCUGUCAGUAAAAAUGCCGGGCAGCAUUCAUCUGGCAGUCCUGGACGCUUCUGACAUAUCGCAAGUUGCUGGAGAUGGUGUCUCCAUCAAAGCAACGCUGGGCAAGAAGCAGUUUGUGACAGAAGUGGCACGCAUCACAGCGGGCAAGGCUGGACCCUGGGACGAUGAGGAGCAUGCAUUCUCGGUGAUGUCACUCACUGACCCCCUUGUCCUUUCACUUCUGGACGCCAAUGGCGAGCCUCUAGGCAGUACCCAGGUUACGACUCCAUCCAUUGUGGAAAAAGGUUUCCGGGACGAGACUCUUGCGCUGAAAGAUGGCAAGGGCCAGAUCCAGGGCCGCGUGCAUGUGAAGCUCUCGUUUGUCCUGAGCGACGAGGAGCGCAAGAAGAUUGAGGCCAUGCGCUCCAAGUCGCUUGCAAGGAAAGGGGGGGCAGCAGAAAAGUCCCCCACUGCUGAUGCGGAGGUUGUUGCCAGCCCGGGCCUGAACGGUCGGCGGGCAAGUGCGUCACGCUUCUCCUUUGAGAAGGCGAUUGGCAAUGGCGAGAGCACGGGGCCGGCGGAGACAGCGGCGGUGGUGGCGGCGGUGGGCGCAGAGGUGGACGCCCAGGUGGCGCGCGCCAGCACGGCCGCGCUACAAGCCACUGCCGACGUGGCGAAGCAGGCCAAGGAGGUGGCGGCCACCAGCGAGGGGGCCACCGCAAGCAGUGCAGACAAGCUGGCCCACAAGGCGGCUGAGGUUUCAGAGAAGGCAGCAGGGGUGGCAGCCACUGCAGCGGAAGGGGCGGCAGGCAAGGGAAGCGCAGGCAACGGGGUGGCAAAAACGAAGGCGGGAGAGGCGGAUAUGCUGCUGCGGCGGCCUAGCGUGAAGGAGCGCGUGGCAGCGCUGGAGAGCCCGGAGGCGCGGCAGCGGGAGGCGGACGCACACAGGGUGGGCAAGGAGGCGGAGGAGGCGCGGCGGUACGAGGCGGAGUACCGGGAGCAGCGGCAGCGGGUGGAGGAGUACAAGCGCAAGGAGGAGGAGAAGAAGAAGGAACAGGAGCGCCAGCGGGCGGCCAAAGCCGCGGCGGCCACGCGCAAGGCGGAGGAGGCGCGGCAGGAGGAGCAGCGACGCGCUGAAGCGGCAGAGCACGGGGACGACGACUCCGACGAGGGCGCCCCCAGGAAUAUGUGGCACCAGGUUGCCGGCACUGUGGCGUUUGCGGUCGCCCUCUUCUUCCUGUGGCCAAAAGACUCGCGAAAACGGGUCGCCUCCCGCAGGCGCGUCAAGGUCAGCGGCGGCCGGUACAUCGUCCAGAAGGGCGACUCGCUGGAGACCAUAGUCGGCCGCAUGUGCUACAACCCAGAAUCCGACUUUUACAAGAUGAACCCAGGGGUCUGUGAUCGAAACACAAUCUACCCAGGCCAAGUGCUUCGAGUACCAGAGUAUCAGUAGGGUGGUGCGGAACCGUCGGUUUGCGUGCUUCUGUAAGGCUUGGCGUCGUUGUGUGUGCCUUGGUAGGCGGCUCUUGUGCGUCACGUGAUGCAGGCGCCCCUACCAUCGGUAAGUGACCCGGACAAGCGAGGCGAUGAAGGCUCCAGGAGAUGUCAUGUGAUUGCAGGCAGUGUGUACGAAGAGUUGCAGUCAUCCGGAGCCUGGAUUCUAUUCCGUCUUCGCUCUUUAUCACAGAUAUUGAAUCUUGGGGACUGCUGUUCCAUGUAAGUUGACAGUUUACAAUUUGCUAGAAAAGGUGACCAUGCGGAGUUGCCCCCCUUCGGAGCUCUAGACGAUUCUCUCCCUAUGUUUCCUUGGGGACUCAACUGGCCAUCUGAAUGUUGCGAUCUGCAUGGAAGACCAUGCAUGAUCUGUUUCAUGCACGAAGGACCUACUAACUUAACAAAUACGCA